AUGUUUAUGAAAAAAGAGAAGCCGGCAAUAACUGCUAACAAGCUUCUAUCUGGAUAUCCGGCAUCAGAUAGCUCUGAACGGAAAUCACUAGACGGUUUAAAUAUUCGCACAAUCCAGAAAUCUAUCCUCGGGAGUGCUCAACGUUUGACUGAUCCCGAGUUAGCCACAACAUGUUCUGAACAACUUCAAUUUGAUGAUAGUGGUAUUUACAAAGAAUCAGAUAUCGCAAAUCUAUCACCUUUCAAGAAAGCAACAAUUCCUACCAGUGGAGCGUCAUCUCCAAGCAUUAUAAGCUCAGCUUAUUCAAUUACCGAUGAAGUGUCAGAAAUAAACGAAGAAAUUAUAUUGGAUUACAAUAAUGUGAAUAGUUCUGAAAAAACAACUUCAGCUGAAAUUCCUUCCUCUUCAUCUUCAAGAAAUCGAGAUUCCUCCAGAAGACUCACGAAUACUUCUGCAAAAAUAAAGUCGAUAGAUUUCGAAAUGGGAAAUUCAACAAGUAAUAAUAAUAGUAGCAACGAUAAGUCAUCGAAAGUCAAUACAUCACUAUCUGUUAAACAAUUGAUACAAGCGAAACAAUGUAUAUCGAGAGCAGUGAUCCAGGAAAACGAAUAUGAGAGUACAAAUACCAGUGAAAUUGACAGUGCAACGUUGUCUUCAUCGACGACAACAAGUGAAAAUAAUAAAUCUUAUAAUUAUGAAACAAAAAAGCAUGAAAGAAAAAAGAAAUAUUUAGACGAGAAUCAGAAGCAUAGGAAGAACAUUAAUAUUGGAUCUAACAAACUGAAUUCUGAAAGCAACGAAAAAUAUCAAUCGAGAAGCAGUUGUAGUGCAGAUAGUCAAAGUUAUGGAGAAUCAAAUUUUCUGGAUAAAAGAUCAUACAAGACUAAAAGCAAAUCACUAAUUACCGAUAUGAACGGUUUCACAAAUAUCAAAUGUCAUAUCGAUGAUUUUGAAAAAUCCGAACAAUCCGACAUUUCAUGGGAUCCUAUGCUAAAACAUACAAAUUUAUUAGCAGAUUGCCCAAGGAAAACUGAACAUAACGGGAGCAGAUGUCUUAACAGUGUUGCAGUACAGACAGUUCAUUUAGAACCAGACAAUGACCUUUUACCUGUGUUUACUCCUUUUCUACUGAAGGAUAUUGAGAAAAAUAUGAAAGGAAUGAGUGAAAAAGAAGCUAUUUCCACAAUUAUACAAACACAUGUGGAACUGAUCAAAAGACAAGCACGACGUGAAAAACGAAUACUUGAAGAAUGGGAUUCUGCUAUUAGCGAUUUGGAAGAACGAUGUCAAUUGGUUAGUUUUGAACGAUUGAAAUUACUUCUACAUGGCAGUGAUUAUUACUGCGCUUCUUGA
This is a messenger RNA of Acanthocheilonema viteae, 1353 nucleotides long. The record is from the annotation of a GenBank genome assembly. Lineage: Eukaryota; Metazoa; Nematoda; Chromadorea; Rhabditida; Onchocercidae.